Molecule: messenger RNA, 2869 nt
Organism: Heteronotia binoei (common prickly gecko)
Lineage: Eukaryota; Metazoa; Chordata; Lepidosauria; Squamata; Gekkonidae
Gene: KIZ
Product: kizuna centrosomal protein
Exons: 14
Coding region: 193-2397 (734 amino acids)
Biological process (GO): spindle organization
Cellular component (GO): centrosome
Source: RefSeq, a predicted model, not a curated record
ACGCGCCGGCAUUCAAAAGAGGGCGGGGCCAGAAAGGGAGGAAGGACGGGCUCCUCUGAGUGGCGAUUGGUUGGCGGGGAGGAGGGGGGCGGGGCGGGCCGCGGUGCACGUCGGGAAGCAGCUUCUGGCUUAGAGACGCCUCAAAAAAGUAAACAAGGGUGGGUGGCUGAAGGUGGUGUCCGCGCGAUAAACAUGUGCGGGGCCUCCAGCCCAUCAGCUUCCGGUGAUGGGGACUCCGGCUAUAACGAGCAGGUCCGUCGAAUUCAGGUGCAGCUACGAGACAGUGAAACAAAGAGGAUGGAAUUGGAACGAAAAAUGCUGAAAUAUCGUCAAUCUGAUGUCUGCUUAUCUAAGCAGAAACACAUGAUGCUUAAGAAAUACUUAAAAGAAAUAUGUGAACGUCAGGAAAAAUCUCUGCUCCGAAACCAAGAUUUGUUGAAAGAAUUUGAUUGUAUUGAAGCUCAUAUUAGAAAGUUUGCUUCAAGGUCAGAGUCUCUUCAAAAGCUGAAGGCAGAGUAUGAAAAAAAAGUUAAAAGUAGGCUGGAACUUCAGAAACAUAGUACAUUAAAAGAUGAUGGGGAAGAUAAUGUUAAACAGCUGGUGAUGUCAGAAGCAAAACAAGCAGGAGUUAGCACCAGAACAGCCGUGUCAAGAGGACUGUAUCACACAGCAACCAUCUUUAUGGGUCGCCAAAUGUCAGCUGUCUCAAACACCGAAGAUUUUGCUGCGCUGCAGAAAUCUUCGCAGCUCAUAAAGAGCUUUUCAAUUUCUGACCCGCAUGCACAUAGGCAGCCAUCGCAGAGUAGCGACAUGAUAGACAGCUGUGUAGUGCAAACUAAUAGUGAUCUACAGUGCUUAAAUCAGUUUGACAAAACAUAUGGGAAGACAUAUCUGCCAGCAAGUGCCAAAAUGCCACUCACAUCUGGCGUAUCAUCUGAGAAUGGGAGAACUUGCUGCAUAACGGUUGAACGCCCGGCAAAUAAUUGCAGUCGUAAUUUAUUGGAAAGCAAAGCAUCUCCUGAAGUUAACACCCUGUUGCAUGGAAGAUUAAGUCCCGAGAACAAAGCCAUCAGUUUAAAAAACGACAGUUUCUGCAGAUCUGUGGGAGAAGUACUGACACAUGCACACUCUGCACUAAAUGACCAGGGAUCUAAGAGGCCAAUCUCACUGGUGUUUCACCCUGAGGAAGCUGUUUCUGAAAACGAGUACUCAAGAGAGAAAUUUUCAGUUCUGGGGGACAGUCUGCAGCUUGCCAGUGGUGCACAAGUGGAGGAAAACAGAAGUUCAGAUGAAAGCAGUGACAUUACAGUAUCCUUGCGCAAGGAGGAGGAGGAGCCAUUAAAGCAGCAGAAAAGAAUGGGGGAUGUCAGCAGCAAGACCUCUUUAGAGACAGCAAAUGCAACACACAACAAGGAAGAAGGACCUCAGUGUUCUCAUACCUCCAACGCAGAAGCACCUCCUGAUUCCCUAGCCAGGGGAUGCCUGUCCUUUGAAGGAUUCUGUUCUGUGUUGCAGUACAUAGAAGAGAUGACAGCUGGUGUGGCUUCUGAUUGUUUUAUGCUGUACGAGAGCAAACCUGUGAGCUCAGCAGAGCUGGAGGCUCUUAUAAGCAUCUGUAAUCAAACUGGCAGCUUGGAACAAGAAGACCUUGAGGUAUGUGAAGCACUUGUCCUUCAUCAGCUUCAGAGAUUAUUACAAAGCACAAUGAAUGGAUGCCUUUUACCAGAGGAAGCACUUAAUGACAAAAGUGGGAUGCUGGGUGAAAAACAAGCCAGGCCUGAAUUGUCAUCUUAUUUUGCAAUGAUAUGGGAACGUUUAAACGCACAUGCCUUGUUCUUGAAAGAGCACAAUGUUUUACUCACACAAGAAGUGAAAGACAUGUUGGCCACCUUACUGGUUUUGGAGAGAAAUAAGCAAGAUGGCUUGGUUAUGCCAUUAUUGAAAGAAAACUGUUCAGAAGAAUUUGUAGAUGAAUCAUCAUCUUGCAGCAGUGCAACAUCUUGUAGUUCACAGACACACAAAAACAAAAUAAAGCACAGAAAUCAUGCACAACUGGUUGGUAGUAAUGGUGCAAAGGAACACGAAGUCACAAACUGGAGUGAAGAUGAGAGCAAGGAAGAAAGCUUGGUGAAAAAGAUUCCUCUUUCAGAUUUGAAUACUGAUGGCCAUAGUGUAAAAGAACAGAAAAGCAAUGCAACCAGUUCAGAAGCUAGUUUUUCAUAUCAAGAAAAAAGAAGCCCUUUGUCAAGAGAUGAAAGCCAAAAAGGAAAGGUGACCACAACAAAAUCAAAAGCCUUUUGGGGUGAUUCUGAUGACAGCAAUUCUGAUAUUGAAGCAGCUCUGCGUCCUCAAGUGCACAGCUCACAUGAAGAUGAUUUUAGUGACUUCUAUGAUUGAGGGGCUGCAACUUGUGCAAACAUAUGAUAAACACCUCUCUACUCAAAAGUGCUUCCCCAAGUGGCAUUCUCACCCAUCCAGAGUUCCAAGCACAUAUUUGCAAAUGGAUGUAAUGUGUAGUCCCAUGAUGAGAAACUUCAGAUUAUGCUUCUGCUCUAAUGGAAAUGUUUGAAAGCCACUACAAGGAAGUAAGCCUGGAGCAGGGAAAAGGUCAAGUACUCUUUUCCUCUUCAGCUCCUUCUCCCUCCCUUUGGGAAUGGCUUUAGUUUUAAAAGGGUCAUUGGAUGACUGUUACAUGUGUUUGUAUAUAACUUGGCCUUGACUUCACUAACGAUUUGUAUAUGGGAAUUAACACUGUAAUUUCACCAAUCAUACAUCCAUAUGAUAUUUCUGUCAUCUACAGAACAUUGUCUUGCAGUGGACUUCUUGCUGUCCUGUCUCUUCUAUAAUAAAAAUUGUGCUUGGAAGCCUA